Messenger RNA from Linum tenue, 1418 nucleotides. The record is from the annotation of a GenBank genome assembly. Lineage: Eukaryota; Viridiplantae; Streptophyta; Magnoliopsida; Malpighiales; Linaceae.
AAGGCCGAUCAGAGAACGACGAAACGGAGCGGGUGAGAGACAGUGGUGGUCGCAGAGGGAAUAUACGAUGAUGCUGCGCUCUUGCUGCCGGCCGUUGGAGAGAUGCUUCGCCCGACGCGGCGGCGGUGGUGGUAGCGAUGGGCUGUUGUGGCACUCGGAUUUGAAGCCGCACGCCUCGGGCGACUACUCGAUCGCGGCGGUACAGGCGAAUUCGAACAUGGAGGAUCAGAGUCAGGUUUACACGUCUCCGUCGGUGACUUAUGUUGGGAUUUACGACGGACAUGGUGGCCCGGAAGCUUCUAGAUUUGUCAACAAGCACCUCUUCCCUUUCAUGCACAAAUUCGCGAGUGAGCAAGGAGGUUUGUCUGUUGAUGUGAUAAAGAAGGCAUUCAAUGCAACUGAAGAGGAAUUCUGGCAUUUAGUGAAGCGAUCACUCCAAGUGAAGCCUCAAAUUGCUUCUGUAGGUUCUUGCUGUCUGGUUGGUGCCAUAUCCAACGAGGUGUUAUACGUAGCUAACCUCGGGGACUCGAGGGCAGUGCUUGGCAGAAAGGCGAAUCAAGAUAAGAGAAAAUCGGUGAUUGCAGAAAGACUAUCAACAGACCACAAUGUUAAAGUUGAGGAAGUUAGGAAAGAGGUUGAGGCACUUCAUCCUGAUGAUUCCCAGAUUGUCAUGUUUGCUCGUGGUUGUUGGAGGAUAAAGGGCAUAAUUCAGGUAUCAAGAUCUAUCGGGGACAUAUAUCUAAAGAAGCCUGAGGUCAAUCUAGAUCCUUUCUUCCAGCAAUUCGGCAAUCCUGUCCCCUUGAAACGGGCUGUGGUGACAGCAGAACCUUCAGUUCUAAUAAGGAAGCUGAUGCCAGAAGAUCAAUUCCUCAUAUUUGCUUCAGACGGUCUUUGGGAACAAUUGACUGACGAAGAAGCAGUAGAGAUUGUGUUAAAUAAUCCCAGAGCCGUGAGGAAUUGCAAAGCGACUGGUGAGAGCUGCCCUCAAUGAAGCAGCAAGGAAGAAAGAGUUGAGAUACGAUGACAUAAAGAAUGUAAGGAAGGGAGUAAGGCGGCACAUUCACGAUGAUAUCACUGUGAUCGUGAUAUAUCUUGAUCGACACAGAAGGUCUUUUCCAAAUGGCAGAUUGAAGAAGAACGCCAUCGGCUGCACAUAUGCUCCCAUGGAUAUUUACUCUCUUUACACCGCAGAUUAGCCACAGAACACAGUCGUCUUGAUAUGUUCGGUUGCUCUCAGCUCGAGCUUUUUUCGGGAAUAACCAAAUGACUCUCUAACUGCUGCAAUGGUGAUUACUUUUCUUUGGGCUGUGAGAUUGAGGUAACUAUGACAAAUAUGUCUGGGAUGCGGUUACAGUGUGUACAUAGUCAAAGCUAUUGAUGAAAGCUGAAUUGGGGGAGAGCCAUAUGUUGGUGAAGAC